CAGAAUAUGGGAGGUGGAGUCUGGGGACCUGAUGGUCGUGUUGAGUGGUCACAAGUCGGCUGUAAGCGCGAUGGCUUUUGAUGUGCAGGGAAUGCAGUUGGCCUCGGGUGGAAACGACACCAAUAUCAUAGUCUGGGACAUUGUAGCAGAGACUGGGCUGUACCGACUCAAGGGGCAUAAGGAUGUGAUCACAGGGCUACACUUCCUGCGUAAUGCUAACGUGUUGCUGUCCAGUUCCAAGGACAAGUACAUCCGCGUGUGGGAUCUGGACAUCCAGCAUUGUGCUCAGACUGUGGUGGGUCACAGGAAUGAGAUUUGCAGCUUUGCGUUGGAUGGAGAGGAGUCUCGGCUGAUCUCUGGCACAGCCAAUGAGGAGAUGUACGUGUGGACCAUUCUAUACGACGCAGACCCCGUGGCCUUUGACUCGGCGGCUGCGGGCGAUGAGACGACACACAAUGACGACGCUCUGGAUGAUGCAAACGUCAUUGCCACUACCGCCGCCACUAAAGUACGAAUAGCGCUUGUGGGCAAACUGAUGCGCAGUGGCAAGGAGAGGGUCGUGAGCAUGCGUGUGCACAAUCCCACACAGACCAUUGCUGUACAGAGUGCCGAUAAGCUAAUUGAGUUCUACCGUUUGCACUCACCGAAGGAGGUGACAAAGAAGCUGAAGCGAAGGCAGAAGCGUCUGCGUGAGAAAGCCGCAGAGAAAGGCACAUCCGAAGUGGAGACGGCUGUGACCGAUGCGGCUGAUCAUAUGGUGCACUUGUACAACCUCCGCUUGUCAGCAAAGUCUGUGUCCUGUGCCUGGGGCCGCACCGUGAAAAAGGGGGCCGAUAAGGACCUGGAUGCGGGAGAUACUCAGGUGGACAUGGUGGUAGCCCUGCACAACAACACCAUCGAGAGCCAUGCCAUUAAACUCUCCGCCAAAACAGCCACAUCGUCGCCUGUCAGUCAGCUGCAACAACCAGGCCACCGCUCGGGCGUCCGUUGUGUGGCGAUAUCCGACGACAGCAAAAUGCUGGUGUCAUGCUCGUCCAAUGAGAUCAAAGUAUGGAACAUGGCUACGAGGACAGUAAUCCGCACACUGCCGUCUGGCUACUGUCUCUGUGUCACCUUCAUUCCGGGAAAUCGACAUGUGGUUGUCGGAUACAAAACGGGCGAGAUUGAGCUGUUCGACAUCGCUUCAGCCACCUCACUGCAGAAAGAAAUGGCCACCGAGGGUGGUGAGAGUGUGUGGUCCAUAGCCAUGCGCCCUGACAAGCGUCGCUUUGUGACUGGAGCCGCAGAUAAGAAUGUCAAGUUUUGGGAUUUGGAUCUUAUCGCGGACGAGGAGUACUCCACUACCAGCAAACGCUUGGGUUUCGUGCACUCAGCUACGCUUAAGAUGUCCGAUGAUGUUUUGUGUGUCAAGUACACUCCGGACCAGAGACUGAUUGCCGUCUCCUUAUUAGAUAGUACCGUGAAGCUGUUCUUUGAGGACACGUUGAAGUUCUUCACCUCGCUAUAUGGGCACAAGCUCCCCGUACUCUCCAUGGACAUCUCAGCCGACAGCACACUGAUGAUCACAGCCUCGGCCGAUAAGAACAUCAAACUGUGGGGACUGGACUUUGGUGACUGUCACAGGUCAAUGUUUGCCCACGCGGACAGUAUCAUGGGCGUCUCCUUUGUAGCCAACACGCACUACGCCUUCAGCGUCAGCAAAGACCGUACCAUCAAGUACUGGGACUGUGACACCUUCGAGCACAUCCUCACACUCAACGGCCACCACGGCGAGGUCUGGUGCACCGCAGUCAGUCACCACGGACGGUUCAUGGUGUCCGGGUCGCACGACCGGUCCCUUCGUGUUUGGACCAGGACGGACGAACAGGUGCUGCUGGAAGAGGAGCGCGAACGCGAACGCGAGGAAGCGAUGGAUAGUGAGAUGGUCACGGAGAAUACGGCCGAGGCUGGAGCUGGUGAGGCGGAGGGGGAUGUGACUAUGGUGGGGGCAGAUGGCUUGGGAGGCAAGAAGACUGUGGAGACCAUCAAGGGCGCCGAGCAGAUCAUCGACGCUAUAGAGCUGGCUGAGAAUGAGCGCGAGAACAUGGCUGAGCAUAAGAAGGCGGUGGCUCUGGCAAAGAUCAACGGAGUGGACGCCCCUCCACCGUUUGAGCAGAAUAUUAUUAUGAAGUACCUGCGCAUGGACUCGCCGGAAAGGUACGUUCUCCAUAUAGUGAAGAAGAUCAAACCCAACGACUUGCAAGAGGCUCUUCUACUUCUUCCGUUCAAUCAUAGCACCAACUUACUCCGGUAUAUUGAAGCUUGGAUCAAGAAAUCGUGGAGUGUGGAGCUGUGCUGUCGCUGUCUGUUCUUCCUGCUGCGCGUGCAUCAGAAGCAGAUUGUGUCGAACCAGGUCAUGGUUGACACACUGGACUCUUUGCGCAUGAACACGCGCGGCAGGAUAUCGGAGUUAAAGAAUAUCAUAGGCUUCAAUGUUGCGGCACUGAAUCACAUCAAGCGCAAAAUGGAGGAUGAGAGCACCAGUAGUUUCUUUGGCGAGCAGAGCGAGCAAUUGAACAAGAAUAUGAAGAAGAAGCAACGGCUGGUGCGACCUACCUUCUAGAAUUUAGUAGACAUUAAAAUCAUUAGAAACUAUAUUUUUCAUAUCAGGAGCUAGAGGAGGGCUGUCACCCUAACACUGUGUGUGAUGUAC
Sphaeroforma arctica JP610 is the source of this 2692-nucleotide messenger RNA. RefSeq lists its product as hypothetical. Bases 32 to 2602 code for a protein of 856 amino acids. Gene Ontology annotation, cellular component: Pwp2p-containing subcomplex of 90S preribosome; small-subunit processome. The transcript is spliced from 15 exons. The record is from RefSeq and is a predicted model, not a curated record. Gene Ontology annotation, molecular function: snoRNA binding; protein binding. NCBI's taxonomy places the organism in Eukaryota, Ichthyosporea, Ichthyophonida. Gene Ontology annotation, biological process: maturation of SSU-rRNA.